AUAUAAGAUUAAAAUUCUUGUUAUAUUUGACUUAUUCUUUGGUUUUUGCAGUCUUCUGCUGCUCAUGUAGCGUUUGCUUAUAUGUUGUGGUUUGCUGCAGUGCUUGAACUGGCCUUUUCCCUUAAAAGGACCCUCUGCUAGGGGAAAAACGUGAGCUAAGAAUGCCGAGCAAGGUAAAAUACGAAUGUGUCUCAUUUAGCUUCCUGGCUCUUUACAAACAGAGUAGAGCCACAGUUCUCUGGCUCUAAGUAUCCUGUUUUGAAGUUGUGUUGACUGUUGUCAGCACCCAGGUGUAGGGAUUUUAAUCUGGGACCAUAGAAGUGUGGUACUCCAGUGACUGUCUUAAAUGAAUAGUGAAAUGGUUACAAAGACAAAGUUACUUGCACGUUAACACGGCGGACAGACAGACAGACGCACAGUUCAGGUGCCUGGAAGCAUAUUGCGAAACUCCCUGAACAGUUCUGUGCGCUCUCCUGGGUUAAGUUCCCCAGGGGCUACUUGGUGUUUCAGAUCCCUGACCCUGUAGAGUAGUGUUUCCAAAACUGUUGCCUGAUAACCAGGUUCCUUAAGGACAGGACGGACGAGGCAUUACGUAAUUGGGUUAUUAUCCCAACAAACAGUUUUCCGCACGGGGAUGGCGCGGCAGGCGCGCAGGGUAACCAGUAGAGGCACGCGGAUGUCUCAGUAAAUCACCGGGAGCACCGGGGGGUGAAUGGUAGGAAAUGCAAGACCUGACAAAACGCUCACAGAAUGACCCAUUUCCUGCUCACGCAGGGGUGUGGUUUUAAAGGUCAUAUCUACCCUGGACACUGAGAGUACGCUUUCAAACAAGGAGACUUUGGAGUCGGUACAGAGCUCUGGUUUGGUUGCGGAGAAAGACAUUUUUAAAUGUGAAUAACAAAAAAAAAAAAAAAAAAAAAUUUGCAAUCCAAACGAAAUGAGGGAUUUUCCAAAUUUAGCAGUUCUUUCCGGUUUGAGUUGACCUUCUCGUGGCGGAAGCUCCGUUGAGGUUUGAUGUGGUUCAGCAGUUCAGAGGAAAGCCGGCCGCAGGGCACGCAUGCUUUGUCCGAUGACUGAUUUUGGUCUGGCGGCGAGCCCAGCUGUCGUUCAGGAAUUCAGUCCAAAUCGGACCUCUCCCCGCUGGCCUCGCCCCCUCCCGCGGGGUGGGCCUCCUUGGUCUCCAUGACGUCCGGGCAGCUGAAGUACGCGUCGCUGGGCGUGCUGGUGCUGCAGACCACGUCGCUGGUGCUGACCAUGCGCUACUCUCGCACCCUGCAGGGGGACGGCCCCCGCUACCUGGCCUCCUCCGCCGUGGUGUCCGCCGAGCUCCUCAAAAUCCUCACCUGCGCGCUGCUCGUCUUCAAGGAGCACAGCUACAGCUUGCGAGCACUGAACCGGGUGCUCACAGAGGAGAUCUUCAAUAAGCCCAUGGAAACGUUGAAGUUGGCCAUCCCUUCCGGCAUCUACACGCUCCAGAACAACCUUCUCUAUGUGGCUCUGUCCAACCUGGACGCUGCUACAUACCAGGUGACAUACCAGCUGAAGAUCCUGACCACAGCCCUGUUCUCCGUGUCCAUGCUGGGCCGCAGGCUGGGCGUGUAUCAGUGGCUCUCCCUGCUCAUCCUCAUGGCCGGAGUGGCACUCGUGCAGUGGCCCUCGGAUUUCCCCGCCAUCCCCCAGCAGAAGGAGCUUUCGGCGGGCUCUCAGUUGGUGGGUGUAGUGGCCGUGCUGGUGGCCUGCUGCUCCAGUGGCUUUGCGGGCGUGUACUUCGAAAAGAUCCUCAAGGAGACCAAGCAGAGUGUCUGGGUCCGGAACAUUCAGCUGGGACUCUUCGGCCUGGUAUUCGGGCUCAUGGGCGUGUUCGUGUACGACGGAGAACGGGUGAAGGAAUCCGGAAUGUUCCAGGGCUACAACGGAAUCACCUGGCUGGUGGUGGCGCUGCAGGCUCUCGGCGGCCUGGUGAUCGCUGCCGUCAUCAAAUACGCCGACAACAUCCUGAAGGGCUUUGCCACGUCGCUCUCCAUCAUCCUGUCCACCCUCAUUUCAUACUUCUGGCUGCAGGACUUUGACCCUACCAGUGUUUUCUUUGUGGGCGCGGUGCUGGUCAUCAUCGCCACCUUUCUCUACGGCUACGAGCCCAAGCCCUCCUCCAACCCCAGCCGGGCCUAGCCGCAGGCGGCCGCCGCCGCCGGAGGAAGAGCGCGAACGGGGGAGCGGGAGGAGGAAGAGGAGGAGGCACGACCCGGAAGGAGAGGACCGACGAAGAGCGCGCCUCGCCGGAGCGUGACGCACACGAGCAGUCGGGUUACCCGGAGCGGCGCGCAUGCGCAGCGCUAACAGAACCACAGGGAGCGGGGCGGGGCGGGGCCGGACCGAGCUGGGCUGCGCCCGCCUGCUCCCCUAGCCCUCGGCGGGUACGGGACCUCCUCCUACGCUGCUUCUAAACUCUCCCCAGGGGGAAAGUACCCCCCAGCCCAGCGCCCACUCAAGGACCCGGGGCAUCUCAGGGCCCGCACUGACCACGAGCCUCGCUGUGGCCCGCAUAGCAGGCCGGAACACAGCAGGGAAUUCUGGGACAGGAAACUAGGCCUGCGCAAAAACGUCUCCCUGCUGAAGUGUUAAAAGCCAUUAUUUUCAAAUUUAUUUUUGGAAGUCCAGCAAAAGUGAUUUUCAAAACUAUGAAUGUGCUCUGAAGAACUGUGCGGCGUGAAGUCGUACUAGGAUAAUAAACUUUUAAAGUAAUUCUU
Anguilla rostrata (American eel) is the source of this 2747-nucleotide messenger RNA. Its product is annotated as UDP-N-acetylglucosamine transporter-like. Gene Ontology annotation, cellular component: Golgi membrane. The record is from RefSeq and is a predicted model, not a curated record. NCBI's taxonomy places the organism in Eukaryota, Metazoa, Chordata, Actinopteri, Anguilliformes, Anguillidae. The transcript has 8 exons. Bases 1183 to 2169 code for a protein of 328 amino acids. Gene Ontology annotation, molecular function: UDP-galactose transmembrane transporter activity. Gene Ontology annotation, biological process: pyrimidine nucleotide-sugar transmembrane transport.